UGGCAAUUUACUCUUACAAAAAAGAGCAGGAUGUAGCGGUACAUGUAUUGGGCUCGCUUUAACAUCAAUCCAGCCAUCCGAGGUCUCUGCUCUAAAUGUCGACGGGAGACGAUUGCAGUCGGCCUUGAGUGAUGGCUGUUGCGAGGAUCGGCGACGGAGACGAAUAACGCUCGAAAAAAUGUCCAACAUCCUCGAUGCGGCGUCCAAAGUGAGAUGGGACCGCACGGCUGCGGCCAAGCGAGCCGUGUUUCUUGCGGCUGCUGCCUACGGUGUCAAAACACUGUACCCCAUCAUCUGUAAGCAGCUCGGCAGAAACAAAGAUCGCAGGAAUAACGGUGGGAUUUCCAAGGCGGAAAACGGUACGAGUUGUUUGAUAACGCCGAGUGAUGUUGCGAAUCACAAAAAGGCAUCCCCGGGAGUAAAUGCGGAAUUUUUCAAGCAGAUCCUCGAACUUGGUAAAAUUCUGUUUCCCAAGCUCGUUUCCAAAGAGCUCGCUUUGCUCUCCCUGCACUCCGUGGCUCUCAUCUCCCGGACGUUUCUGUCUAUUUAUGUGGCCAGUCUCGAUGGUAAGAUUGUCAAAACGAUCGUGGAGAAGGAACCCAGGAGCUUCAUCAUCCAGCUGAUCAAAUGGCUCCUCAUUGCCAUCCCGGCCACGUUCGUCAACAGCGCCAUCCGGUACCUGGAGUGCAAACUGGCACUGGCCUUUCGCACCCGGCUGGUGAACCACGCUUACCGGACCUACUUCACCGAUCAGACCUACUAUAAAGUCAGCAACAUGGACGGGAGGCUCGCCAACCCGGACCAGUCUCUCACUGAGGAUGUUAUGAUGUUUUCUCAGUCGGUGGCCCACCUCUAUUCGAACCUCACCAAGCCUAUCCUGGACGUGAUGCUGACCUCCUACACCUUGAUACAGACCGCCAGGUCCAGGGGGGCCAACGCCACCGGGCCGACCCUGCUGGCCGGGCUUGUGGUCUUUGCUACAGCUAAAGUCCUGCGUGCAUGCUCGCCCAAAUUUGGCAAGCUGGUCGCUGAGGAGGCACAUAGGAAAGGCUACCUGCGCUAUGUGCACUCCAGGAUCAUUGCCAAUGCAGAGGAAAUAGCUUUCUACAGGGGACACAAGGUAUGCAGGGAUGAUUGCAUAUGUAACAUAACCUGAAAUAUAACACCAGUUAACAAAAAUCUGCCCUCCCAGGUGGAUAAAACAUGAUAAAGUUCCCUGUUGGUAACCUAACCUUGUUAUGUUUGGUUGUCAUGCAAAAUUAAUUAAAGCUCCUAUAAGGAGUUUUUAGGACUUUCAUGAAACUAACUGAAAUUUACAACAAUGCUUUCUAAUGAUAUACAGGAGCUAAAAAAACUAUAAUCAACCCCUGCUCAGACUGGCCCUUGGCGUAUGUUACAUAGACGGUUGCCUAUCCCCCUUUGGAAAAUAAUGAAGAUAAAUUCAUAUAAUAGUUUAUGACGCCCACUGGUGCCCCCCUUUACUUUUCUGUCUUGAAAAUAACAUAUGAAAUUACAAGAUAAAGUAACUACCCACUGAGCAAUAGAUGGCUAUUAGACUUCUAGUUUUUUUUAGACUUCAUUUCAACCGUCUAGAUUCUGUAUAUUUUUAGAUGGAAUUUAGACGUUGCACUUUAACCCAUUAUUCGAUAACUAUUUCAAAAAGCAAAUGUGAGUUGCACAACUGAUCUCCAAGUACUUAACCAAAAUAAUUACAAAAGCCAUUGAGCAACAUACAGUGUAGUAUAGAUCAAGCCCAAAUUUAGACUUGGUAUAAAUUUAGACGUCUAGAAAACUUUCAUUUUUAGACCUGUGGAAGUCUGAUAUUAGACCAGUCGUCUAGACUACAUUUAGAUGUCUAUUAGACCUCUUUUAGACCAAAAAAUGCUCAGUGGGUAUGUUUGUCACUUGGCAAGUCACAUGAUGCAGGGGGCGCAUCUCAAGUCAGCGAGCAAGUGAGGAGUCAGAACAGGAUGGGUGAUUUUAUUAACAAUUUUUUCGUCAUGAAAGGGACAGCUAAGCUCUUGGGCGCACAAUUUCAGGAAAGGAGAAAAGAGGAGGAGGAAAAAAGUCCAAAUAUAAAAGAAACGUAAUGUCAACAUAUUUUAUGAAAUAUCAUUUUGUGUAAAGAACAUGUUUUAGCUAGCUAGCUUGAAAUAAAGUAAGCAUUAGCUUAACACGCUAAUGUCCGGUGAACAGACGAAAAAUAUAUUUAUGUAUACGUAUAGAAACUGUGUAAACUUAGUUUCUUUUCCACUCAUUCCUGGGUCAUUUGAGUCUUCCCUGGUGAAGACUCAGGGUCUAACAGCUGCAGGAGAGAGAACCAAAAUAUGGCAGAUUUUGAGUGAGUUAAAAUGACCAACUGACUAAAAUAUUUCUUAUCACCAUAUGAAUUCCCUUGAAAAUCACUACUUUAUUCAUAACCACUGCGCUAAAUAAAGAUAGCAUGCAAAUCCCAGGACCACUCUUACUGACCUUAUUUGCCUACAUGCAGCUAUCAAAUCCACCCAAACCUACUUUACCCUCUAUCACUAUUGCCGGGUGAAAAUCAUCCGAACACAUGCCUGUAGGAAAAAGCAGGUUUUGGAUCAGGGAAACAAAUAUACCUUCAAAGAUGUCAAAGGCAGUGCUGAAGCUACCCAGGGACCCAUGAUACUCAGACAAACACAACAUAAUGAAAAACACGUAAACAUGUUUGGUUGGGUGAAAAUCACCCAGCGAUAGUGUUCUAGGGUUAAUAGUUACGAUUAAUGAUGAGGAAGAGAUUUGUUGUGAUAAAUCAAUGCUCAAGCAUGCAGGGGACUGGAUAAGGAAAGACUGCUUUGUCCACAGGGGGCGCCAAAGCUUAGACAAACUAAAAGUUCUUCACAGGAGCUUUAAUUUUGUUUAAUUUCCCAAGAGAAACCUAGGCUAAAAUCAAACUACUCAUCUUUAAUGUGAAUAUGAUCAUCAUACAGAAGCUAGGAUUACUUAAUUUCCUUGGGAUGGACCUCCAGACCCCCUCAAAUCACCUUUACCUCAGUAUAUUUAAAUGAACCCUGCUUUCCUGGUAUCAGGGGGUUGAAAAACUAUGUAACUGCCAUCCUUAGGUUGCCCACCUAAGUUUUCUACCAGCUCCUAUUUUUGACAGGUUAUCACCAGGUUUAGGUGGUGGUUAACCUUUCAAGCUCGGAUAAAUGCAGUAAGUGACUUCUGUCUUCAUGUUCCACUACAAUGUUUUUGACAGGUGGAGAUGCGUCAGCUGCAAAAGUGUUACCGUGCUCUCGCAGACCAGAUGAACCUCAUCCUGUCCAAGCGCCUGUGGUACAUCAUGAUCGAGCAGUUCCUCAUGAAGUACGUUUGGAGCGGCAGCGGGCUUGUUAUGGUUGCAGUGCCAAUCAUAACAGCCACAGGCUUUGCUGACAAUGGUAAGGCAGUCUCAAGAGAUUUAAAAAUAUCAGUUUAGUCUUAUCCCUUGAUGCUUUACAAGAAAAGCUAUUCUACACCAGACUCCAUUUACCUACAACAUAAUGGAGCUCAGGGACUCCCAGAAAAGACUGUGUGUUUGUGACUCUAAUGGGAUAUGAUGAUUAAUCAUUCUUGACUAUAUCUGAUGGUAUCUGAUUUUUAAUAAACCCUUUGUAAUUGCCAGUAUAACAGUUUUAUUUUAGGGUGUAAGCACAUCUCAAACUGCACAUCUCAAACUGCACAUCUCCUAAACCAUCAGCUGUUAGUCCUCCCUCUAAACAAGAUACAUGUAAACUGAAGCUAAAAAUGUUUCCUUUGUUUUCAUGCGCUGCUCGCGUGCUCAUGUUCUGUGGUCACUCCCAAUAUUUAAAUAACUUAUUUCCAUGGUAUUCUAAUGCCCACAGGUGAAGUGUGUGGGUGUGUGAGCUCACGGACUCCGUGGUUUUAAAUCUGAUAGCAUAAAAAAAUCUUAAAAAUCAACAGUCCUGCUGCUCAAACAAAGACAUCUGUCAGAUCACAGUUUCUUUCACCAGCUAUCUCUGCUUGCUUCUAUCCUUUGUCUGCUCUCUAGAAACUGCUGACGGGCAGACACAGGUGAUGGUGAGUGAGAGGACGGAGGCUUUCACCACCGCCCGUAACCUGCUGGCCUCUGGAGCUGACGCCAUUGAGAGAAUCAUGUCGUCCUACAAAGAGGUGAAUGGCAUACUCGACUCGCUUCGGCGUUUGUUUAAGCUGCAUCAAAGGCAUUUCCUGUACAAUUCAACACUGAUAUACACUUAACACUGAAUGCAGAUAGGCUGCUGGAUUUGUAAGGGAGAGAUUUUGGCGGUACUCUCUUAUCUUGCACCAUAAAGCAUUUUAAGAUAAUAUUGUAAAAGAUACGAUUAGCCUGGCUAAACUUACAGGCGCUCAAAAUGUGCACAGAUUAACAUUAGCAUGUGCGAUCGAGUGAUUUCAUUGGCUGGGGGAGUGAGUACAGAAGUGCUUUGACAGAUGGGCGGCCGAACGACUGCACAUAUUGACUGAGUGAUUGACAGAUGCAGACAGUGCGGGGCAGUCAUCUCUCUCUACUUUCCCAUGAUAAGCUCAACGUGCAGGCGUAGCAGUUUUCUUUUAAAGCCCUGACUGCAAAAGCAAAGAAAGAAAUCACUGAAUGAAAGGCCUUGUUCAUUGAGGGCCAAAUCCCUGAUCUCUUGUUGCAUUUUAAUCCAAAAAAGAGGGAAAAAAAUGGCAGCGGGACCCAUUCAUGCCUUCCCUCUCUCUCACUUCAUUUCGAGGCCUUUAAGAGGAUUUGGCUGCUGCUGCACGGUUGCGGUGAUGCAGUAUCUACUCUUGUUUAUACUUGUAUGUUUAUACUUCUUUUUGAAGAAGGUGAGGUCAACCUGUAAAGCAUGUUGUUUGUCUGAGUGCAACAAGAUUUUCGCAGCCUCCGUUUGUGCUGAAGAGUACAGAUUUUCCUCUGUGUGCAAGUGCGAAGGAGUUAUUUUCUGCUUUUCUGAGCGUGAGUCACCUCUCCUCAAACACUUCCUUUUGUCAAACUUGAAAAAUGCUCAACCGAACUGCACCAAUCUGGUGUUUCGAAUACACUGAAGCCUCAAAAGUCUGUGGAAAUUAAGACAAUAUGAAGCACGUGGACUGUAAAGAAAUGUGAGGAUAUAUUCUCCUAAAACUCUCCCUGGAGGAUAUGCAUUCUUGUCCACUCCAAGUACAGUGCUGUUAGAUGCGGAGCAGCAAGCCCUUACAUGCAAGGAUGAGAGGUGUGGGAGUGUGCGUGCAAUUUAACAGGGACAUUCCUCAGGCAGUGCGCCCAGCUCACACCUCUGGAAGCUCUGCGUAUGUCACAUAACAGCGUGUAUUUAUAUACUUUUUUUAUUGCUCGGCUUUUAUCAUUGCUGUCUUACCUUAUCUUUCCAAUAUACUACCUAAAGUCAUAUCGUUUUGGAUGUUUACCUCAAAUUUGAAGUUGAAGCACAUGGUGAGAAGCGUAGCAGUCAUAAUAGGGGCUUAUUCAUAUUCAUAUUUUUCCAAGGAUCCUGUUUAUGAGAGUGAAUUUCAUUAUUGGACAACACAGCUGGGUUGUUAUCAGACAUUUGCAGGGCUAAUGAGACACAAUCACAGAGGGAGACUGAACACAGAAAGCUUUUACAGGCGUUAAGUCCUGAAGAUUGAAUCUACGGCCACUUUUGUUUCACUGUAGGUCAGCCAGCAGUGAAUCCUGUGUUGUGUUGUUGUGGCAGCCUUGUCUGUGUGUGUGUGCAUGUAUAUAUGUGUGUUUGUGUGAGCGCGCUCAGAGCUCCUUCCCUCAAGGCUUAUCCUGACUGUGAAUAAUCCUCCAUCUGUUGAUCUUUCAGGUUGCACUUCUGCAUCUCCUCCUCACUUUCCCUCCCUCUCUUUCUUUUGCAGCAUUUGCUCAAAUAUUUCGAUGUUUUUAGAUUCUUCUGCACAAACACACAUAAAAAAACAAUCAGUUAUUUCGCACUUGGACACAGCCUGUUGUCUGAUCUCUUUAGUACACUAAAUCUGAAUGCACAGCGCGAUGAUGUGUCACUGUAAAGUUCUUUUCCUCGUCAUACUCAUUUCUUUUGUGUUCUUUGUUCUCCCUUUUGUUUUUUAAGUUUGUCAUGUUUUUGAAGCCCCACACGGUGUCCCUGAAUUCCCAGAAUAAGCAUUUGUUGUUUCACAUAAUCAAGCUGUGUCAACAGUCUGCAUUGCCCCACUGCAGGGCGCAGUUCAAGAGCACAAGGCAAGAAAGGGGACGAGAGGACGUGCUCAGUUUUCCUGUUUAGACACUCCUUUAGUUUGGCUCUUCUUCAUUUGUUGUUCCCUUUUCUUAUGUUUAGAUUAUUACAGUCAUCUUAGUUUAUAAAAGAGAUACCCCUUGUUCUCAAACAUACUCACAUACAUAAGCUGUGAUUGGCUGAUCCACAGAGAGCAGAAAUAUGUGGGAAAAAAACACAUUUAUCAAGUAGUAAAUUUCUGUAUGUAACUGUAAACAUUAUUUCCGUUAAAUAAAUUAUGCUAUACUUGAGCAGACACACCAUUUACAUAUUUUUUAAUGAUAUUUUGUUCCAUAUUUUGAUCCGUCCAGACAUGUCAGAUCAUUGUCCUCAUCGUGAAAACUUUCCCGGUGUCCCUUCCCAGCGUUGACCUCCAACUUUUGUGUGUUUGUGUGUGUCUGACAGGUCACAGAGCUGGCAGGUUAUACCGCACGGGUCCACAACAUGUUUGUGGUAUUCGAGGAUGUCCAAAGGGGCGUUUACAAGCGCUCCUCUGUGUCCACCACAUCAGGAGCGGAGAAAAAGAGCAAGCCUGAGCUGCACAUAGAUGGACCGCUGGAGAUAAAGGGUAGGCCUGUUUUUUUUUUAUUUUUUACACACUCGUUUCCAUCCUUGUAUUUUCCCUAAAUGGUGCCAUAUUUGGGGAACUUUCAGGACUGUGUCUAUACUGUCAGGAAUAUGGAUCCGGUGUACUUUUCAUUGCGUCACAUUUCAUGAAAAAAAAGGUCCCUAUCAGGGUCAGAGGUUGGAAUUCUCUGCAUGCUUAUCGGAGUGUACACAUGAUUUGGCCUUUAGAUGAACCUCCUGCUGUAAGGCCCCUUUAACCUGAGAGAUAAGAAGGUUGAAAACUCCGGAUUUGUGCUUUUUAUCACAUCAAUAUCUGUGUGUGUGUGUGUGUAGUACCUUUAUGUUCUAUGCCGUCAACCUAUUUCCUUUCUAUUUUGUCCCUGCAGGUGAAGUGAUAGACGUGGAGAAUGGCAUUGUGUGCGAGAACGUUCCAAUAAUUACACCAAAUGGGGACGUGGUCGUGUCCUGCCUGAAUUUCCAGGUGAGAGAGACAAACUCUACUGGAUCAAUCUGUAUCCCAAUCAUCAUCAAACUCACUCAGUACUACCAAAUGAUGUUGACUUGAACAUUUGCUGUCUUAUCAUGUCAGAGCUUUACUCCAUCAUCAGCCUCCCUCGGGGUGUUCUAUAUGACACUAAUUAGCAUUCAGGCAAAAUCCUCUGAGGUCCAAUUAUGGAACAGAUACAUCCUUUGGGUGUGGAGGUGUUGCUCCCUUCAGGCAGUUGUUUACUGUGAUAAGCCGGAGAUUCGCUGAAGAACGCAGAUCAGUGCUUCAAAAAGAGUUCAACAAGCACUUUUUAAACAUGAACAAUACUGAUCAAUUCUCUGUAUGUUCCUGUCCUGUCCCUCCUGAGAGGCUGAUUCAUGGAGAGAGGAUUCAUUCUCUACAUUUUAUAGGAUUUAUUUAUCACAUGUUGUGUACAGACUGGUCUGAGGUCAGCGCACUGCUCUGUCAUACACCAGCUGUUCAGACAUUUCUUUCUUCUUUCGUAACACAGUAUGCUCAGAUGACUUAAAUCAACAUAACGAUUAAUAAACAAACAAAUAUCAGGAUUUUGAAUCAGCCUUUUCCAGAGUUUAUUUCGCAAUUCAAGAAAGUUACCAUGUAGCUCAUAAUGAGUUGCAAUGAAGAGUUUUUGCAGAGAGCUUGUUUAAAAUAUAUUUUGAUGAAUGUAAAUAAAAAUUAUUUUAAUUCCUCUUUAUGAUAUUUAAAAGUAAACCAGACCAUCAGUAAAAAGACUGACAUUUUUUGUUUGGUGGUUUUUAAUACCCGAAACAGCCAGUGAAGAAUCAGUGUUGUUUUGCAAUCGCUACAUUAAAGCUCCUAUGAGGAACUUUUAAGUUUGUGUCAAUUUUGGCACCCCCUGUGGACAAAGCGGUCUUUGCUUCUCAAUAAAUGUAAUGUCUCCUGACAAAAAUUCUAUCCUGCUGACAGUCAAGUACACCAUUUGUUGUUUAUAUCAUAAACAACUUUGACACCUACCCUCUCACACCAGUUUGGGGCAUUGAUAAAGUUGUCAAUUUCACCACUGAUCAGCUUAUUUGAUUUUGGAUAUCAUCAAAAGGCCUCAAUAUGAAUUUCAGGAUAUUUCAUCAAUGUCAAAAAAACUCUUACAGGAGCUUUAAAUACUCAGUAAUGAAGCAUAUGACUGUCAGUCACUAAUUCAGCAUUUAGAGGACAAGAUAAGCAAAUACUGCUUUGUCCACAGGGGGCGCCAAAACUGACACAAACCAAAAGUUCCUGACAGGAGCUUUAAGUAAAUAUUUACUUAAUCUGGCAUUUUCACUUAUUUUGGUGGAGUGGGUCUUGACUUGGUGUAAUAUCUAUCUGUAAUGAAAGGUUUAUCAUAGAACAGAAAUACAUAGACUUACUAGUUUCAUGUUUGUCAGGCUGGUUCAGGUUUAUACAAAGGUUCAUUCGAAUCACAGCACCUAUGGCAGACAGCUAAAGUGCGUCAUAUUCAUGCAGGAAGGAAGUCUCUGUUAGUUCAGCGUCUCAGGAUUCCCUUUGUGUAAUGUUCAAGUCUAAUACUGUCAUGAUCUACAUGCCCUCUGAUGGUUUCUGUCUAUCCAGGGAUUUAUAUCUUAGAGACGGUUUGUGAUUAUAGUGAGGGAACACUCAGAUUAAAUCAGAUUAAUACUCUCUCUCUCUCUCUCUCUCUCUCUCUGUCCACUCCAGGUUGAAGAGGGCAUGCAUCUGCUGAUCACAGGGCCUAACGGCUGCGGAAAAAGCUCUCUGUUCAGGAUCCUCAGCGGCUUGUGGCCGGUCUACGGGGGGCGGCUACACAAACCCUCUCCUCAGCACAUGUUCUACAUCCCUCAGAGGUAUUCACAGAAACACACACUCACCUGUUGCAGUGUGCCACAGCUGUGAGUUGUAGUAACCCAACAGUGAGGUCUGGUGUGUCUUAUCAGUAAUAUAAUCUAUUGAAACAAGACCUAAGUGUGUGUGUGGGUGGGCGUGACAAAGAGAAAGCAGAGCCGUGGCUGCAGUGAAAUAUUUACCACCCAGAGAAGCUUUGAAAUACUUUCAAUUACAGUAAUUUCUUUGUUGUUCUGCUGGAUGAUCCCUAUAGUUAGAAAACUGACUAUCCAUCCAUGCUGGUGCUUUUACUUUUUAUUAAUCGCAACCACUUUAUAUGGUAUCGCCUUUAAGAUUAACAUUACCCUUUACUUUCAUGGAAAAACUUGCUAAGGUUCAAAACAAAAGCUGUCACUUAUUAAAGUUUGCACUUGAGAAGUCAAAUGAUAGUUUUUUAAAAGUCUGAAACAAAGUAGUCGUAGAUCUUCGACCCUGAAACCCCGCAGCACUGGUCUUACACAACCUUAGGUAACUUUACCCAGGGCUGCCCGGAGGUGCAGAAUCAGCUGUCUCCCUCCUGCAGAGCGGUGAAUAUUUUAUACACAAGAUGAGUCAUCUGCCUGUCCGCCGAAACAGAAUCCAAUACAAUGUGUUCAUGAGGCUUAAUGGAUGUCCUGCUCUUUAAAGCAUUUGUUAUUUAAGGGUCUAUACAUACAUCUACUUCUCUGCAUCAUUCAGAAGACUGUUUGAAAUAAAGGGUUAACAAAGUAACAUCGUGAAUGAGUUUUAUGUGUGCUCCUCCAGGCCAUACAUGUCAAUAGGUUCACUGCGUGACCAGGUGAUCUACCCGGACUCAGUGGAGGACAUGUCCGCAAGAGGCCUCAGCGAUAAGGACCUGGAUGCCAUCUUGGAUAUAGUGAACCUCAAACACAUUGUCACCAGAGAGGGAGGUAAGACAGCCGUGAAUUAUGAAACUUUAAAAGUAUCUGAGUUUGUAUCACGGUGAAGGAUUCUCUAUCUCGUGCUUACUAACUUUGAGCCUGUGGCUAAUUGGCAGCCUCUCUCGACUGAGCGCCAAAUAAACAGGCUCAUUGUUGGGAGGAAAUGUCUCUGCAGGGCUUACAGUUGCAAGAGGCUUUGAUUCGUGAAUGGCCUCACUGUAAAAAAAAAUAAAAAUAGCUGAGAAGGGUCUAAAUUGCACAUGCAAAGAACCCAGGUCACAUAUACUGUCAGAGAUGGACGUGGGCACAUGUGCGAUUAAGCUGCACAGAUCGCCCUCUGCUUUCGUCUUUAAUUAUGACACAGAAGCAGCUGUAAUCAAACACUAAGUAAACAGCACUGUCUCGGUGUUGUAAUGGUGCUUGUUAAAAACUGUUUGUUUACAUUUUUAUUGUUUCUUUACUUUGGGAGAAGUUUUCUCUAGUUUCCCUUAAAGUUAAAGCUUGAGUACCGCUGACUAAGACUACUAUUCAGACUAUUGCGGCUUUCCCAGUACCUAAAAAAAGUUCUGCUUGAGGCAGAGAAUAAGUCUUGUUUAUUUCCAAAGAAGUUCCAUAGAAGCACCCACAGUUUAGCAAGGUUUUGGAGCUUUAAUAACACAAAAAAACUCCUCUACAGGCGCACAUAAGGUGUUGUAUGUGUACACUUUGCGACGUGUAUCAAAGGCAAACAAAGAACAUAAAGCGCAAUCAACAAAAAUUAUGGCUACCCAGGCUCACCUCUCCACCCAGUGCAGGUGGAACAGCCCCUUAUAUAACUACCAGAUUUCAAACACAGUGCCCACGUGACACAAAACCCAGCGAAGACAAAAGAAAUUGAACACAGGAUAACUGAUAAACAAAGCAACAUUAUGGCUCCCAGACAGACUGUUUAAACAGGGGAAGAGUUUGCUCUCUGCGUUUGUAAUCCAAAAAUAUCACAUUCAUAAAUUUUUCCUUUGCCGUCAGGUUGGGAUGCAGAGCUGGAUUGGAAGGACGUGUUGUCUGGAGGCGAGAAACAGAGGAUGGGAAUGGCCCGUAUGUUCUACCACAGGUAUGAAGAAAGAGGAAAUUGUAGCCUCUUUGACUAAAAUAACACUGACGCCAGAUUCAUCCAUAAAAAAGCUACUUAAAGAGGAUUUAAAAGUCAGGAUCGUACGACAUAUGGCACAUAAAGCGUUAUUAUUACAUCUUUUCACCCUGUGUUUUAGGCCUAAGUAUGCUCUGCUGGAUGAAUGUACCAGCGCAGUGAGCAUCGACGUGGAGGGAAAGAUUUUCCAAGCUGCUAAGGAUGCUGGCAUCUCUCUGCUCUCGAUCACACACAGACCCUCACUGUGGUAAGAGAAGAACCUGCUAUCCUUUCCUGUAUUUACACAAAAAACAACGCGUAAAAUUCUGCUUCAAACCUCUCCUCUUCGCCACCUCUUCAGGAAGUACCACACCCACCUGCUGCAGUUCGACGGAGAGGGAGGCUGGCGCUUCGAGCAGCUGGACACGGCGACACGCCUCUCCCUCACCGAGGAGAAACAGCGACUGGAGGCCCAGCUGGCUGGCAUUCCCGAGAUGCAGCACCGUCUCAAUGAGCUCUGCAAAAUCCUAGGAGACGACUCGGUCCUCAAAACAGCCGAGUAGUGAAGUGGGUGUGUGUGUGUGUGUGUUUGUGUGUGUGUGUUUGGGGGGAAGAGGAAAAAAGAGAAAAAAGAAGCAGGGGGAGGAGAUGAGGAGGCAGUGAAAGAAAGAAAGAUGUCUCCGGGGGAUUUUCUUCUGUUUCGUCAGGCUUAGAUUUAUUUAGCUUGUUUGGAUUUUUUCUCUCGCUCCAUCAAACCAGCAGAGCUCUCGGUGCCAGCUCUCCUUUUAGCUUUCCUUCCUUUUUUUCUUCUUCUUUUUCUUAUAACUCCUUCACUAUGCUCCAACCAGUGAAGUUUAGAGAGGGGUGACUAAAAACAGUCAAGUAUUAUUCCCUCGUUGUCGUUUCAAACAUUUGCAGCAGACAUCUUUUUCAACACCAAUUUGCACCAGUGGCAAAUCAAACAAGACAGUGAAUCCGUUUAUUUUUUAGCACUUUACUCUUUUUUUUAGACGGCUGUUUUUGUUUCUCGUGUUGCUGAAAGUGAAAUAGGCACGUAGCUGCUUUUUAGCUGGAAAACAUUUUAGUUUAAAACCACUAAAUAAUGUUCGAAGCAGUAUUUAACUGUGAGUUUUAGGUCAUAACAGAACCAAUGUCUUAUAUUUGAGGUAGUAAGAAACAUUUUUUCAUAAUGUCACGAUAUGCCUUUGUUUGGUUUGUAAAUCAGUGCAGAACGAUCCCCGUGUCUUAUACCUCAUCUUAGUUUUGUUCGGUUCUUGCUGGGAUUCAGUCAUAGUUUUACACAUGACUAGCGAAGACAAAGGGCUCUAUUUUUAUGCCCACCAGCGGCGCGGCGAAGGGUGGCGCACCCUGCACAGUGGUAUUUUCUUCUGGCAGACCCCGAUGCACAGCCAGUUUGGUAUUUUCGUAGACUGAGGCGCACCAAGGUCCGCCAAGCUGGGGGUAGUGGCGCGGUAGGGGGAGGUGUUGACAGAAUCAGCUGGCACAGUGACAUUUUUGUGCCCGCCGGCGGCGUGGAAAGUGUGCUGAAAGCUCGCUGAUUCAAAACCUUGUCAGCUUUCAGCGCAGGUGAGCAGGCGCAGCUGGUCUAGUGGUAUUUUGGUAGACCGGUGGCGUAGUGCGCAUACGUCCUCUGCAGCGCUUACAGCGGCACUGGUUGAGGGGCUGCUUUUUGUUGCCAUCGUGUGGCAUAGCGGUCUUCAGACAUCUCUUGAUCUCUUUGACUACUUCACAAAAAUUGUAAUACCCCUCGCCGCCGGCGGAUUUAAAGGUGAGGAGAGGCGCUGAUGUGAUCGGCGAAAACAGGUCUUGUCUGUGUUAAACCCACUCCACGCCUUCUCUCCUCUCUCUCUAUGACUUACGUCGCUGGGAGGAGCUGAGUAAGAGAGGGGGGAUACUUACGCCGGGCUGCGCCGCUCACCAAAAUACCAAGAUGUGUUUGGGCACGCCUUGUCGGCGCAGCGGACCUGACUCACACUGCGCCUGCGCCACACCACCGGCGAGGCAUGAAAAUAGAGCCCGAAGAGCCAAUCUGGGCUCCUUUAUUAAAACCAUUAGUGAUACAGAUCCGACUUCAAAACUAUAGCUGUCCAGUUUGUUGAACAAAUACAAUCAGGACGGGACGAGAGUAAGCUCACCCUGGAGGUCAGCUCUGUCUGUGAACCCACAAACAGGAAUCCAUUAAGAUGAUCCAACUGGACGAUGCUCUCCCUUACCUACAUUCAAUCCGCAUACAUCAUCGACUUAUUUUAAUGUUUGAUACUGUGAAAUUGGAGGUUUGUCAUGAACACUGUGGUCUCUUGUGGUGGUUCGGAGUUCAGUUCUCGCUGUCUUUUAUUCUUAGUUUGAACACAGAGUCAGAGGCGAAGAUAAAUCAAGUGUGGUUACUUGUCAGGGGUGCAUUGUGGGAGUCUGUUGGACUCAUGGAUGUCUUAUCUCAUUUUUACAUUACAUAAUAGGUCCAGGGUGUCCAGAUCAUAACCAUCAAAGCAUGUGGACCCAUGAAUACAGUCACAUUUAUGACACUAUAACUCUAGAAAUUGCAAAGGCUCCAUAAAACAGGGCACACCGGACUUUCUUUGUCAUCCUAACACUGUCACAGUCCCACUUUAUUAACAAAGCGCCACAAUAAACGCUUCAAAGAGGACAAAGGACAAUCAGUCACUUUAUCAGCAGAAUACAAACACGUCUCUCCCCUUUUAGCCUUAACACCUCAUAGUUGUACUGAUGAUUGAUGAUAGAUCUAUAUAUGCAUGCUUGAAUUAGUCCUUUUAUCGAUGGUAAAAUGCAGCAUCCUAAUUCCAGUAAGGCCCCAAAUCUUUGCAGCCGACCCUUUUGGCUUAAAGGAGACCAGACCUGUUUGGCUGCAAAGGGUCAAACUUGGAUUUUUUUCCCCCUCUCUAGAAAAUGUGAAAGAAUUACGAGAUAUUUGUGAAUGCAUGAGUUUUGUUUUAUUUUUAUUUGGCAGGCAUUACUUCAGGCGUGGCGAGUAUUUUUAAGGCCUGUUUAUUUUUUAUGCUGAUGUAUCUGCGCCGUCAGGCAGGCUCUGUUGACAGGAAGCCAGACAAGCUGCUGAAUGACACAGAGCCCGCCAAGACACUGGGAUGUGAGGUCUGCUGGAGUGCAGACAGCGCCUGAACUCCAUUAGCAUGACUAUAACAUCUAUAGAUAGCACAGAAAUACUGGAUAAUAGAUGAUGAUGUACCACUCUGGAGUAACCAUACUUUUUAAAAUGGUUGUAUCUCAAAAAUACCCAAAGUGAAUUAUCUAGACAUGUUAUUUUUCCAGGAUUAAGUUAGGCCCUUUGCACCCUGAUAGGCUGAACGACUAAUAAUACUGUAAUGACGUCCUUACUAACGUUUUUUAAGGAAAGUUUGGCUCUCGAGCUUCCUUUUUUUGUGAGUAAGAGAUUGAAUGUAUCCAUUGUGUACGAUGAAGCAUCUCUAAAGGUUUCUAGGAUAAUAAAUAGUCAGUCGAUAGUUCUUAUUGUUUGAUAUCUGAUCAUUUUACUAUUGUGUUGAUAGUGCAUGUUAACAUUAAUUUAUCAGAGCCUCAUAGUGGCGUUUGAACCGGGAUUCUCUGUACAUUUGUUUUCUCAACUUGGAUAACGGGAAAGGGUGACGUUUGACAUUCUCAGCUUGAUUUUCCAUGUUGUUCAAAAGGUUUUUGAAAGUCCAAUCAAUCUUAACGGCAGAGGAAAUAUGUGCUUUCUCACCCAUCAUGAAUGUUGUUUGAGUUUUUAAGGUACCGAUUAGACCGUGCUGGACCUCUGACACAUAAUGCUGUUAACCUCCCUCAAAGCCGGGGAUAACUACACUUUAUACCUGUUGAAAAACUACUUUAAACAGAGAUCUGUCAGCAAUCAAAAUCUCCUGAACAUGUUACUACUGGUAUUUUAUAUACUGAAUUCCUUGAAUGGUAGUCCAGAGUGACUUUUUUGAGAUCUAAUUGUGCAUGUAAGAAUCUGUAUACUUUAACUUUAGGAUGAGGAAAAUACGUUGAGUUCAAGGUCAUCGGUUCAAAAAUCAUGUGCUAUGGCCACUUUAUGCUGAAAGAUGAAGAUGUAUUUUCUUGUAAAUAAAAAAUACAGUGCAACCUCAAAUAU
Molecule: messenger RNA, 15259 nt
Organism: Xyrichtys novacula (pearly razorfish)
Lineage: Eukaryota; Metazoa; Chordata; Actinopteri; Labriformes; Labridae
Source: the annotation of a GenBank genome assembly